This is a messenger RNA of Globicephala melas (long-finned pilot whale), 3855 nucleotides long. RefSeq names its product nuclear transcription factor Y subunit beta (gene NFYB). Gene Ontology annotation, molecular function: RNA polymerase II cis-regulatory region sequence-specific DNA binding; DNA-binding transcription activator activity, RNA polymerase II-specific; protein heterodimerization activity. Gene Ontology annotation, biological process: regulation of transcription by RNA polymerase II. NCBI's taxonomy places the organism in Eukaryota, Metazoa, Chordata, Mammalia, Artiodactyla, Delphinidae. The record is from RefSeq and is a predicted model, not a curated record. Gene Ontology annotation, cellular component: nucleus; CCAAT-binding factor complex.
GGGAUGCGCGCCAGGGGCGUCCUCGCCGCGCGGGCGGGACUGACAGGUCGGCCGGGCGGGCCGUGGGGCCGGGGCCAGUCCGCGCACCUUCGUGGGGAGGAAGCGAGGUCCCCGGGAGGAAGGAAUGGAUUUGGUUUCCCCGCAGUCUGGUUUGCGCGUAAAGAAUGCAGCCAUCUGGCGGCUUGCGGUCCCUGGACUUGCCCCGAAGGUGGGAAGGAAGCCUUACGGAUUGGACUAAGGUUUUAAUCUUGGGUGGGAGGCGGGGAGGAUAUGUCAGGCUUUAGGAGUAGUAGUCUCCGAGAACAAAGAAUUAGAGGACCCACAAGUCGUAAUCUCGACCGAAGUACUCUAAUGAGAUGAUUUAAAGCAAGGUUAGGUAGCGUAUGACCUUUUAAAAAAAAUAGUAUCCCACUAACCUGCAUGGACUCCACGGUUCGUGCCACGAAUCACUGGGAUGGUUUCGGCUUUCUUCUAUGGAAACUAAUCAGCAAUAUAAAGUGAUGAGGUAAACCGAUCAAUGUUGGAAUUGGGCAGAGAUUAGACACCUUUUUAGGCAGGUGUUCUUGAGUACCACUGACAACGCGGUUCUCAAAGUAUUUCUUGACAAUGGAUGGUGACAGUUCCACCACAGAUGCUUCUCAACUAGGAAUUUCUGCAGACUAUAUUGGAGGAAGUCAUUAUGUUAUACAGCCUCAUGAUGAUACUGAGGACAGCAUGAAUGAUCAUGAAGACACAAAUGGUUCAAAAGAAAGUUUUAGAGAACAAGAUAUAUAUCUUCCAAUUGCAAAUGUUGCAAGGAUAAUGAAAAAUGCCAUACCUCAAACGGGAAAGAUUGCAAAAGAUGCCAAAGAAUGUGUUCAAGAAUGUGUAAGUGAGUUCAUCAGCUUUAUAACAUCUGAAGCAAGUGAAAGAUGCCAUCAAGAGAAACGGAAGACAAUCAAUGGAGAAGAUAUUCUCUUUGCCAUGUCUACCUUAGGCUUCGACAGUUAUGUAGAACCUCUGAAAUUAUACCUUCAGAAGUUCAGAGAGGCUAUGAAAGGAGAGAAAGGAAUUGGUGGAGCAGUCACAGCUACAGAUGGACUAAGUGAAGAGCUUACAGAGGAGGCAUUUACUAACCAGUUACCAGCUGGCUUAAUAACUGCAGAUGGUCAGCAACAAAAUGUUAUGGUUUACACAACAUCAUAUCAACAGAUUUCUGGUGUUCAACAAAUUCAGUUUUCAUGAUCCGAAGAAAUGAUGGACUGGAGAGUGUAGAGAACUGAGUCUGUAUGAUUCCGGAACAGAGACAUUAGAAGGAGCUGACUGGUGAAAAGAUGUCUCUUUGUAUAUUAAAUAGUUGUAAUGUAGCUUCCCAAUGCUUGACUAAUUGAGGUGUUAAUUCUGACUUGAGAAUCUUUUUCAUGAAUGAUUUUAAAGAAAAAUUUGGAUUUUAAAGGUAUUAAAAUAUUUUUGUUUUGUACGAGAGUUUGUUGCUCUGUAUGACUCCUGUAUGCAUUGUAUAUUGCAGUUUAUUACUGUCAGAGAUUUGUAGACAGUUUCUUAUUUUCAUAUUGAAUCAUGUUACUUUUGUAAUAAUUCAAGUAAGCAGCUGGGUUAAUUCAUGAUGUUUGCCCUUUUAAUAAAAAAUAAGGGUAGAGUUCAUUUUGAAUGCAAGUUGCCUUUAUUAUAAAUUUGAGUUUGUCUUGGUUAUAUAAUACUUUGCAUGAUAACCUAGCUAGAUUUUUAGCAUUUGCCAUAUUUAUUAACUUUUUUGUAAAACAUUCAUAGCUUAAGCAGCACCAUUUUUUUAAAAAAAUGUAAUUGAGAAAUUAAGUGUGAAUGCAGAAGCAAAUAUUGUCGGCCCUAUUCAAGCUGGUGCCCGUUAACAGUGUUUACACUGUUCAUUGUGCCUGUUAAGAUAGUUUUAGUUUAUUGGAGCUUUUGUUAAGACUAGAUUUGUUUUUGAGUUACAUUAUUAUGAGUGUUGGAAUUCAUUGAAGUUUAAUGUAGUCCUAGUGCUCUUGAAAUGGUGCCCCUUUCAUUUUGUAUAUGAUUUUUCCAAAGGCAUAUCUUCAAAUACUAUAUAGUAUCCUCUUCCAGAAGAGGAAUUUCAUAGUCUGAUGGUAAAUGUCCUCAUUUUACCUUUUUAAUUGAAAUGUCAAGUUUCCUAUUAUGCUAUGGGAACCAAGAAAUAUCAGACAUCAUUGUGUGUAUACAGAGCUUUUUUGCAUGGGUGAGUGAAUGAAGUGAAGAACAGAGUUAGUGCUGUGAAUGGUGCGAAAGAGAAACCGCCAGCUUCUAGUGUGCUGUCUUGAUCUUUGCAAUAAACUAAAUUUAGAUAAUGUAACUUUGUAUAAUUUACUAGUAUUGUACUUGGGUUGUUCCUUUUUUAGAGUGAGGAUUUGUAUUUUCUCACCUAUUCUUUUUGGUGAUAACUAACUUGAGUCUCUUUAUUAUUUUUUUUAAAUCAACAAUUGCUCUUGUAUAGUUUGCCUAAAAGGCACUUUGAGUGAAUGUCAUCUUGGAAGGACACUCACAUUAUAAGGGAGAAGCAAUUUCCUAGAUACAGGCUGGACAGAAACAUUUACUUUGCCAGAAGGAGCUUUUGCGGGCACAACUGGGAUAAUCUGAAGUUAAUAACUCCCUCACUACCUUCCCAUUUAAAAAAUAAUCUUCAUUACAGAAAAUUCAAAUGGGCAAAAAAGGGUGGUUAAGCAAAACCAACUAUCAUCCUACUAUGUUAAAAACAAUGUUAAUAUUUUGGUAAAUAUGAUUUGUCCUUUUACUUUGCUAAAUAUGUAUAUUUUUAUAAAAAUGGGCUCAUACUUGCAUACUGUUUUGUAACAUGCUUUUUUCACUUAAUAUAUUGUGAACAUCUUUCCCAGGUCAUUACAUAGUCUUCUACUUUUAUUUCUUUAUUAUUCUGUUGUAUGGCUGAAACAUAAUUUAUUUAAUCUUCUAUUGGACAUUUUGACUAUAUACAUCUUUUCACAGUUAUAAAUGACACUUCAUUGAAUCUUGUGUACAUCCAUGACUGUUUUCUUCAAAUAAAUUCUAUUAGUAGAAUUGUUGGUUUAACAGAUAUGCAAAAUUUUAAGGCUUUUGAUACAUAUAUAAUUGUAUUUUUGAAAUAGCUUCCAUUUGAUCCAGGCAGUAUGUCAUUAUAUAACUGAUAAAAACACUUGAUCUUUGGUUAUCAGGUUCUUUCUCUAAAGUUUAAAGAUUGAGCUAUGUAUAAGAAUCAAGAUUAAAAAAUUAGACAACUUUAAAAUGUAUAUCAGUAUAUACCAAAAUAAAAUUCUAAAUUUAAUAAUUCGCUAUUAGUACUAAAACUUUAGAGUAUGUAAAAUUAGGUCAAUUUUGGAUUAUACGGGCUUCAUACUCUGAAAGAACAUUGGCAAUUUGCACGUGUCAGGUCCAUAAUCCCCUUUUAUGCAUGUGAGAAGUAGUGCUGCCUUCUUACCUGGCUAUGUUGCAUGUACUGAAUGUCAUGUUUUCUCCCCCCCAGAACUUAAGUAUAUAAGCUCCUACAAUAACCUAAAAGUUAGUUUUUAAAAUAAUUUUGUAUGUGUUGCUUUAUGAGUAUCUAAGAGAGAAAUGGGCUUCAGUGAUUAAGUCAUAGAAGAAGGGACCUUAAGUUAGCUUCUAUCUAUCUAUCCCCUCACUACCUCGUUAUAAACGGGGAUGCUUUAGUCCAGAGAAAAUUUUUUUAAAUGCUACCUUCCCAGUGUCAUAUGCUUGGGUAUGAUGAUGUUUUAAGCUAUUUGUAUAUCUUUUCCUCUUAUAGUAUACUAUCUAUGCAGUAUUUUCCUUUCUUCAAAAACAUGCCUUCUUGCAUAUCAAUUAGGCCUGAAAAAGGAAAAAAAAAAAAAAGUU